Molecule: messenger RNA, 3397 nt
Organism: Rhinichthys klamathensis goyatoka
Lineage: Eukaryota; Metazoa; Chordata; Actinopteri; Cypriniformes; Leuciscidae
Gene: gba2
Product: glucosidase, beta (bile acid) 2
Exons: 17
Coding region: 423-2990 (855 amino acids)
Biological process (GO): glucosylceramide catabolic process; central nervous system development; carbohydrate metabolic process
Cellular component (GO): membrane
Molecular function (GO): glucosylceramidase activity; beta-glucosidase activity
Source: RefSeq, a predicted model, not a curated record
GGUUCAGGCCAACAGAAGGCCCUACUGCACUAUCACUGGGAAUUGAUUUCGGCAUCGGGCUUUGACCAGUUAAUAAUUAAGAGAUCGGGAUGUGUAGUUCGGCAUAAGAUGAUGUGUUUUUUACUUCAGGAAUCUUAUAAAUGCUAAAUACAUGCUUUUGUCUGUACAACUUAGCUUUUGCUGUUCACUUUGAAACAUUGUCCCAAGAUCCAACCGCAACAAGGUGUAACAGCAGCCACAGGGACACCGGGUGGCUCUAUUGACCCGGUCAUGCUGGCGAGCGUCGAAACAAGUGCAGCUCGCCACUGACGCGUCGCAGACCCCUGGGUGGGUGGUGUUGGAGUUGGUGCCCGGAGGCAAGGGAUUUAGGGAUCUGAUUUUUACACUUUUGGUUUGGACUGGUGAUCCCAGAGCUUCAAACUAUGGAUUUAAAUGACAGCGCAUCUUUAGCGGAGCUGAUGAGCCGGUACGUUUCUACAGAAACAGGAUUUGGUGUCCCCAAGAACGGCUGGCGGAUAUGUCUGGCACACGAGUUCAAAGAGAAGCGGAAACCGUUUCAAGCCAAAGAUGUCUCGUUGUCCAACAUGAUCGAGCAUAUUUCUUUAGGUGUCAGGUAUCUGAGAUGGUGGUACAAAAAGACCCAGGUUGAGAAGAAGGCUCCUUUUAUUGAUAUGUUUCGAGCUUUACCACUGAAACAAAUUUAUGGUGCUCCUCUUGGUGGCAUUGGAGGAGGAAGUAUUACACGUGGGUGGAGGGGGGAUUUCUGCCGGUGGCAACUAAAUCCCGGAAUGUACCACUACAAAACCGUUAUUGCUAACCAGUUUACAGUAUGUCUGCGCAGGGGGGGUCAGACAGUAUACCAGCAGGUGUUGUCUACAGAGCGACCCCCAACUCUUCAGGGUUGGAACUGGGGUUAUUGUGGUGAAUACGCCUUUUACCAUGCCCUGUACCCACGAGCCUGGACCGUCUAUCACCUGCCUGGCCAGAACGUCACUCUCACCUGCAGACAGGUGUCACCUGUCAUCCCUCACGACUACAAGGACUCCAGUCUCCCUGUGGCUGUGUUUGUGUGGGACAUUGAGAAUAAGAAUAACUACGCUCUUGAUGUUUCCAUCAUGUUCACGAUGGUUAAUGGAUCAGGCCAUGAAGAUGAUAAGAUUGGGGGCCACUGGAAUGAACCAUUUCACCUUGAAAAAGAGGGAGAAUCUGUGUCUGGGGUUUUACUACAUCACCAGACGCCUGUCAACCCUUACACUCUGUGUAUAGCUGCAAGAGAGAAGUCUGACCAAGAGAUCAGUCACCAGACAGCGUUUAGCCCAAAUGGAACCUGUAGUGCUCUGUGGAGUGACCUCAUGAUCGAUGGACAGCUCGACUCGCCUAAGGACUCCAGCACACCCACAAAGAAAGGGGAGAAAGUGGCGGCAGCCCUGGCUGUGAGCUGCUCGGUGCCUGCUAACCAUCACAACAGUGUGGAGUUCAGUUUGGCCUGGGAUAUGCCUAAAAUUACAUUUGGCUCCAGAGAGAGAAUAUAUGUCAGGAGAUACACACGUUAUUAUGGCACCAAAGGAGACGCUGCCCCGUCUCUGUCUCACUACGCGCUCACACACUACAGUAAAUGGGAGGAGAGCAUUGAUGAGUGGCAGAGGCCGAUUCUACAGGACGGGUCUCUUCCUGCUUGGUAUAAAUCUGCUCUGUUUAAUGAGCUCUACUUUGUUGUGGAUGGUGGAACUGUGUGGGUGGAGCUUCCAGAGGAUGCUGAUAUCAGCGGUGGGCUUCGUCCUGAGGAUGGGGGCCUUCCAGCACAGCCUGAAGUUGUCAAGGAGUACGGCCGAUUCGCUUACCUAGAGGGUCAGGAGUAUAGGAUGUAUAACACGUAUGAUGUGCACUUCUAUGCUUCAUUCGCUCUCAUCAUGCUUUGGCCCAAGCUGGCUCUCAGUCUGCAGUAUGAUAUUGCUGGUAGCGUCGUUCAGCAUGACCCUACAGAGAGAUUAAAUCUAAUGGACGGCCGAUACUCCCCAGUCAAGACCCGGGGCGUUGUACCUCACGACAUUGGAGACCCUGAUGAUGAGCCAUGGGUUCGUGUCAAUGCUUACUUGAUCCACGAUACAGCCGACUGGAAGGAUCUGAACUUGAAGUUUGUGCUUCAGGUGUUCCGAGACUAUCACCUGACCCAGGAUGAGCAGUAUCUGAAGGACAUGUGGCCUAUAUGUCAGACAGUCAUGGAAACAGAGUUGAAGUUUGAUAAAGAUGGUGAUGGGCUGAUAGAAAAUUCUGGCUAUGCAGACCAGACAUAUGAUGGAUGGAAGGUGACAGGACCCAGUGCAUACUGUGGAGGUUUGUGGCUGGCAUCAGUGUGCAUGAUGUGUAAAAUGGCACGUGUGCUGAAUUGCGAGUCUGUUUAUCAGCGCUACAGAGAUAUUCUAGAAAGAGGAAGUGCAGCCUUUGACAAACUCUUGUGGAAUGGCAAAUACUACAAUUAUGACAGCAGUGGACAGAGUCUGUCCAACAGUGUAAUGUCUGACCAGUGUGCAGGCCAGUGGUUCCUCAGGGCAUCUGGACUUGGGGACGAUGACUACCAGGCUUUUCCCAAGGAGAAAAUCUGUAGUGCAUUGAAGUCAGUGUUUGACCUCAAUGUUAUGAGCUUUGCAGGCGGGCAGAUGGGUGCAGUGAAUGGGAUGAGACCAGAAGGUGUGCCUGAUCGUUCCAGUGUCCAAUCAGAUGAGGUGUGGGUGGGAGUAGUGUACGGAUUGGCAGCUACAAUGAUACAUGAGGGCAUGGUGGAUGAGGGUCUGCGCACUGCAGAAGGCUGUUACCGUGCUGUAUGGGAGAGAAUGGGAAUGGCCUUCCAGACUCCCGAAGCAUACUGUGAGAAAGGCAUCUACCGCUCUCUCGCGUAUAUGAGGCCUCUGACCAUCUGGGCAAUGCAGCUUGCUCUGAGCAAUCGACCAAACCACAACAAAACCACUGAUAAAGAUGUGGGACAGGACUGAGCUGAAGGGAACUUGGACUGUCGAGCCUCCACAAUAAAGUGACCUCUUAAUCAUUGCAUUUUGAACUUUAAAAGACUUGCAAAAGAGCUUUGGAUGUAAUGUCAUUGUGCACCAUUGGUUCACACAGAACCUAAUUCCAUUAUUUUGUAAAGCUGACUUUUCCACUCAAAAUGUGGAUAAGCUUUACCACAGUCCUUCUGUGUAGCAGCUGUAAAUUAUAAUUUUACAAAUGGUAAAGUGUAAAGACUUGGUCUCAGUGAACUGACAUGCUCUUCAUUAUGAUAUAGUGUGUAGGGUCAUUGAAUCGACUAGUUAGAGCAUGAUUCUAUAUAAUUUUCACUGUAUAUUUUUAUUUCUAUUCUGGGAAUGCUUUAUAGAAUACAUGAAGACAGGACUGCUGUUUUUUU